AUGAAGCUCAGCAAGUCUAUACCGGAUUUCAUGCGACACACGCUGGUCAAAGCCAGCAGUACUAUCUUCGAGCCCGUGGAGGCAAUCCUCGAGAAAUCAGGGAAAACACAAAAGGCCCAGAAAUUGCGCAAACUACAGCACCGAUGUAUUGGUCUUUCUGAGGACCAGUGGCAAUAUAUCAAUGAUUACUUCGUGACUGAAGAAGUCCUACAUUUUGCAUUACAAGCAAGGGAAAAAGAAUUGCAGAAUAAUAAAAAAAUAAAGAGCGAACAACCUGCAAGUGACGACCUCAACGAGUUCAACAACUACAAAGAAAAACUGAGGAAAUCUGAGCGGAAACUGGAAGCACUCAACAACGAUGUACGCUCCACCGAAGGGGUCAUGAAGCUCCUAGAAUGGAAAAUGGGACACACUCCACUGUACCGCGCUAUGAGUUUCCAGCGAUGCGAUUCAAAAUGGUAUCUCAGGGACACAUGGCUUCGGAAAAGUGUGCUAAGGAGGGGGUGUUGUGGCCGGUCUUGUGGUUGCUGUGAGAAGCCACGAUGCACGAGGAGCGACCGAGAAGUCCUUGGCCACUGUACACCGAUGUGUGAAUGUUGUGAUGGCUAUAGGGGUAGGAUCAUUACAGUUCACACUGAUGAUUUUGUGACUCUGGGCCAAGUUGAUUUGAUUCCGAGGGAGGCGAAAAGGUACGCGCAUUCGAAGGCUGUCUAUGAGGGGCGGAUCGAAUUCGAUCCAAGGAAGGAAAGAACGGAUAAGAUUAGUGCACGUCUUAUGAAUGCCUAUGUUUGGGGGCUGGAUGGGAGAAGAGGAUGA
Molecule: messenger RNA, 816 nt
Organism: Aspergillus eucalypticola CBS 122712
Lineage: Eukaryota; Fungi; Ascomycota; Eurotiomycetes; Eurotiales; Aspergillaceae
Exons: 1
Coding region: 1-816 (271 amino acids)
Source: RefSeq, a predicted model, not a curated record